Xiphias gladius (swordfish) is the source of this 1656-nucleotide messenger RNA. RefSeq names its product C1q and TNF related 9 (gene c1qtnf9). The record is from RefSeq and is a predicted model, not a curated record. Gene Ontology annotation, molecular function: protein binding. The transcript is spliced from 3 exons. Lineage: Eukaryota; Metazoa; Chordata; Actinopteri; Istiophoriformes; Xiphiidae. Bases 251 to 1267 code for a protein of 338 amino acids.
AAGUCACUCUUGUCCAAAGCUCUUGUCCAGCUUACGUUUUCUUUGGUUUGUGACUUGGUUGUCUGUUGUUCCACUGUACUCAUUCUUGAGUAUGCCUGUUUGAAGACAGUUUGAUGGUUCGUUUGCUGCAUAUGCGCAUUUGAGUAGGACGUGGUUUUGAGGCCAGCUGUGCACUCGCUUCAACUUUGAGUCUUAAAGUUUUUUCAUUGAGGGAUAUUAGUUUUGUGAGACAGGUGCAUCAAAGACAAUAAUGCAGAUAAGGUUUAAGGCUACUCUUUUGCUCCUUCUGUUGGCAGCCUGGUGUGUUGCACAGGAAGAAACCCAAACUAAAGGCUGUGUUUAUGGAUACCCAGGAAUACCAGGGGACCCUGGGCACAAUGGCACACCCGGCAGAGAUGGGCGAGAUGGAAUUAGAGGUGAAAAAGGUGAUCACGGUGAAGUUGGUCCUGUUGGUCCAGCAGGCAAUGAUGGCCACAAGGGAGACAAAGGGGAACCUGGUGCAGUUGGCCCAGCAGGGCUCAAAGGAAAAAGGGGAGAUAAUGGAGAAAAGGGGCCUCCUGGGAAAAUGGGGCCCCAAGGAUUUCAAGGACCCAUAGGCCUGAAAGGAAAUAAGGGAGAGCUUGGGCUGCCUGGACCCCAAGGGCUUAAAGGUGAUUUAGGGCCUCCUGGACCAGCGGGUCGAAAGGGGGAAAUUGGCCUUCGAGGUGACAGAGGCAUUCAGGGACCAUUGGGACCCCCUGGCAGGCCAGGCCCUAAGGGGGAAAUUGGUGUUCCAGGUCACAAAGGUAACAUUGGUUAUCGUGGGGACAGGGGGACUCGAGGAGAGAAGGGUGAUAAGGGCGAGAAAGGAGAUGCACUUGUUAUCUCUAAAAGCGCCUUCUCUGUGGGACUCACAGCACUAACUAAACUCCCAGCAGCUAAUGCACCGAUUCGGUUUGACAGGAUUAUUUACAACCAACAGAAUCACUAUGAUCCACAAACAGGAAGAUUCACAUGCUCUGUAGCAGGUGCUUACUACUUCACCUACCACAUCACUGUCUUCUCCAGAAACAUGAAGGUGGUUCUCAUGAAGAACGGGGCAAAGAUCAUCCACACCAUGGAUAACUACCAGAGCAGUGAGGACCAGGCAGCAGGGGGCACUGUGCUGCACCUGGAGGUGGGGGAUAAGGUGUGGCUGCAGGUGGCUGGAGGAGAGCUGUUCAAUGGGCUCUUUGCUGAUGAAGAUGAUGACACUACCUUCUCUGGGUUUUUAAUCUUUGCAGCAUGAUUACUUUAUGAUUUCAGGCAUCAGAAAAAAAUGCAAAAAAAGAAGAAAUCAAUCAGGAGAGAUCAGCCUGCAAUAUACUUAAGCACAAAUUUCAGUUAUUUGUACUUGAGUAUUUCCAUGUUAUGCUAUUUAAUACUUCUUCUCCACUAUAUUUCAGAGGAAACAUUGUAGUUUUUACACCACUACAUUUGCUGUGACUGUAGCUACUUUUUUUUAUUAAGAUUUUCCAUCAAGACAGGCUUAUGAAUACAAUUCAAUGUCAUUGAUUAACUAAGUGGUUCAAAGCAGCUCUCUCUUAACCAACUACAGUUGUAAAAUGAUUCUUACACAUUAACGGUUAUUAGUGAAUUUGACUUCUGGUUUCUGUUUUCUUUCUUGCAUUUUUGUUG